AUGUCCGAAACAGCCAUCAUCAACGUGUCGUCGUUGGACCGUCCCAAGGUCCUUCUGAUGGGUCUCCGGCGGUCCGGCAAGUCGUCCAUCUGUAAAGUCGUCUUCCACAACAUGCAGCCUCUCGACACUCUGUAUAUUGAGUCCACUUCCAAGCCUGUUGAAGAGGAGUUCAACUCGCUGAUCGAUUUCAGCGUGCAGGAGCUGCCCGGCCAGCUCAAUUUCUUCGAGCCCGACCAAUACAUUGACUCUGAUCGGCUCUUUCAAAACGUCGGGGCUCUGGUCUACGUGAUUGACUCUCAGGACGAGUAUCUCAACGCUCUAUCCAACCUGCACAACAUCAUCGAGUACGCCUUCAAGAUCAACCCGGACAUCAACGUGGAGGUGCUGAUCCACAAAGUCGAUGGCCUCAGUGAGGACUUCCGUCUCGAUACCCAGAGAGAUAUCAUGCAACGAGUGUCAGACGAACUGGUAGACGCUCGGCUGGACGACGGAGAUGUCAAGCUCAACUUCCACCUCACGUCCAUUUUCGACCACUCCAUCUACGAGGCGUUCAGUCGAAUCAUCCAAAAACUGAUUCCUGAACUCCCGGUGUUUGAAAAUCUGCUCAACGUUCUGUGUUCACAUUCGCUGUUUGAAAAGGUGUUUCUCUUCGACGUCAACUCGAAGAUCUACGUAGCUACAGACUCAUCGCCCGUCGAUAACCAGACUUACGAGGUGUGCACGGACUUUAUUGACGUCGCUGUCGAUCUGGACAAUCUGUAUGAGAAUGGAUCGGACUCAAAGAGCUCGGAAAACACCCUCAAGUGUGUGUCCAAGCUGCAAAACGGAGUCACGUUGCAUCUGCAUCAAAUGGUCAAGGGUCUGGCUCUGGUGGGUCUGAUCAGAAAGGAGAAUGGCCAAAAGAUGGCCCUGGUGGACUACAACGUCCAGGUUUUCCGCGAAGGACUGGAGCGAAUCUGGGGGAUAAACAAAAAGUAA
Molecule: messenger RNA, 978 nt
Organism: Yarrowia lipolytica CLIB122
Lineage: Eukaryota; Fungi; Ascomycota; Dipodascomycetes; Dipodascales
Biological process (GO): negative regulation of autophagy; cellular response to starvation
Cellular component (GO): fungal-type vacuole membrane; Gtr1-Gtr2 GTPase complex; nucleus
Molecular function (GO): GTP binding; GTPase activity
Source: RefSeq, a predicted model, not a curated record